AUGGCAGCCGCUGCUGCGAUUUCAGAUUUAAUGUUGUGUGAUGAAAGUGAAGCAGUUGGAGAUACCAUCGAAAAUAAUGCAACUGAAGAUACUCCAUCUGAGGAUCCUCGAGACAAAGGAGAGGCAAAAAAGAGGAAAACUAUGGAGAAAAGAUCAGAGGUCCUAGGCAAACACGGUUGGUGUUACAAUCUUGUCAAAGCUCAUCACUUAGUAGUUGGAAUUUUGAGCAAGAAGAGUCAUAAAGGUAUAGAUAUUGGUUUGGAAAUUGAGAAGUGCUUGCAUGAUUGGGGAAUCAAUAUGAUGUUUACGAUUACUGUUGAUAAUGCUUCUUCGAAUAAUACUGCAUUGGUUUAUUUGAAAAGAACUAUUAGGCAAUGGGGGGAAAGUGUAGGAAAUUGUGACUAUAUGCAUAUGAGGUGCAUUGCUCAUAUAUUCAAUUUAGUGGUGCAAAAAGGCUUGAAAGAGAUUGGACCUUCGGUGAAGAAAAUCAAAAAUGCAGUUCGGUUUAUUAGGCACUCAUCUACAAGGCUGGGCAAAUUUAAGGAGUGUUGUGAACUAGAAAAAAUAUCUAGUAAGAGCAUGUUGUGCUUAGAUGUUGCAACUCGAUGGAACUCGACAUUCUUCAUGUUGGAAGCUGCGACAACUUUUGAGAAAGCUUUCUAUAGGUUUGAGUUGAUAGACUUAUCAUAUAAAAAGGAUCUUGAAGUAAGGCAUAAGGAUCUUGAAGUUGAUGAUGAUGAUGAGGAUGAGGAUGCGGAUGAAGAUAAAGUUCACGGGGUGCCAAAAGAGGAAGAUUGGAGGAAAGCAAAAUUAAUGUUGAAUUUCUUGAGGAUUUUUUAUGAGGCAACUAAUAGGAUUUCUAGAUCUUUAUGUGUUACCUCUAAUUUAUUUCUUCAUGAGAUUUACAAAGUGCAUGCAUUGUUGAAGGCUUUCAUAGAGGGUGAUGAUUUUGAAUUGAGUAUCAUGGCAAAGAAAAUGAAAGAAAAAUUUGACAAGUAUUGGGGGAAUCCUAGGAAGAUGAAUAAGCUCAUUUUCAUGGCUGUUGUUGUUGAUCCUCGAUACAAGUUGAAGUUGGUGAAACUUGUGUUGGCACAUAUGUACGAUGAGGAGUUGGCUAACUCAUUUGGAAAUGAAGGUGAGGCUGAAUUAGUUAACAUGUGUGGUGAUUACAAACAGUCAAUUGUCCAACAAAAUGUAGGACAUGCAGAAUUGAAAUUGAAUGCUACACCUGAUGAUAAUGAUGUAUUGAAGAAUGCUAUGAAAAUGGUGAGUUCCUUGUGCGAGACUUUUCACCAAAGGCAUGAUGAAGUCAAUGAUGUACAUAAAUAUCUUAUGGAGGAUAUUGAGAGUGGUGGGUCAAAAUUUGACCUUUUGGAUUGGUGGAAAAGUAAUGAAUAUAAAUAUCCUGUACUCUCCCAAUUUGCCCGUGAUAUUCUAGCAGUUCCUAUCUCCACUGUAGCAUCUGAGUCCGCUUUUAGCACCGGUGGCCGAGUUCUUGAUCCAUUUAGGAGCUCUUUAAGUUCUAAAGUUGUCGAGUAUCUUGUUUGUGGUCAAAAUUGGCUUCGCAAAUCUUCCAAAUUUAGUGUUGAAGAAAUUCUUGAAGAUGUCCAAAAGAUAGAAGAAUGUAUUACAUUGAUGUCUACUCAAGAUUCAACAAAUUAA
Molecule: messenger RNA, 1662 nt
Organism: Salvia splendens (bonfire salvia)
Lineage: Eukaryota; Viridiplantae; Streptophyta; Magnoliopsida; Lamiales; Lamiaceae
Product: zinc finger BED domain-containing protein RICESLEEPER 2-like
Exons: 6
Coding region: 1-1662 (553 amino acids)
Molecular function (GO): DNA binding; protein dimerization activity
Source: RefSeq, a predicted model, not a curated record